UCAUUUUUGCAGUAAUCAGCCAAAAUGACGAACACAAAGGGCAAGAGGAGGGGGACACGUUAUAUGUUCUCAAGACCGUUUCGCAAACAUGGAGUCGUUCCUCUGGCUACCUAUAUGCGCAUCUACAAGAAGGGUGAUAUAGUUGAUAUCAAGGGUAUGGGUACUGUUCAAAAAGGCAUGCCCCACAAGUGUUACCAUGGCAAGACUGGAAGGGUAUAUAAUGUUACUCAGCACGCUGUGGGCAUUAUUGUUAACAAGCAGGUUAAGGGCAAGAUUCUUGCCAAAAGAAUUAAUGUGCGUAUUGAGCAUAUUAAACAUUCCAAGAGCAGAGACAGCUUUCUGCAGCGUGUGAAGGAGAAUGAAAAGAAGAAAAAAGAAGCAAAAGAAAAAGGCAUUUGGGUUCAACUGAAACGUCAGCCUGCUCCACCAAGGGAAGCACACUUUGUGAGAACUAAUGGCAAGGAACCAGAGCUGCUGGAGCCAAUUCCUUAUGAAUUCAUGGCGUAAUGCACGUUUAAAAAAAAAAAUAAACUGAAGAUCUGGUUUUGGACAAUUG
Messenger RNA from Tauraco erythrolophus (red-crested turaco), 556 nucleotides. The record is from RefSeq and is a predicted model, not a curated record. Lineage: Eukaryota; Metazoa; Chordata; Aves; Musophagiformes; Musophagidae.